GGGGUUCGGGCCGGCGAUGCACCCCCGUCCGCCGCGCACUGGCCGCGCCGGGCUCGCGCCUCCCGCCCCGCGGCCCCGCCUCUUGCCCCACCCCAGCCGGGCGGCUUAGCUGCGGCCGCAGCGCGGCGGCAACAUCACUCUCGCCGCGGCUGCUCCGCCCCAUCCCCUUCUGUUUUUCUCUCUCAUUCUCCGGUGGCGGCGGCGGGGAAGGCGGAGGCGGAGGCAGCAGCAGCCGCGGUGCUGCAAUGAAUGAUCCUCCAGCUGGGGAGGAGGACUCCAGGUGAGCCUCUGCCCUUGGGAGGGCCGGGACCCCCGGCCGCCCCGGGACCCGCAGCCCCGGCCAUGGAUCCUUAGAGGGGGAGGAGGAAGAGGAGGAGGAGAAGACAGCUCUGCCGCCCACCCCCAUCCCAUUUUCCUCUUCCUUUAUCUCAUUGUUGCCGUAGCUGUUUACGGCCGGCUCCCUCUGCCCCAGCAUGGGGCGGGCUCCCGGCACUGCCCUUCAGCAGGCGCUGCUGCUGCGGCUGCCUCGGCUGCCCGGGGAUUCUGCCUAAUUCUCCCUGCCCAGCCGGUGCAGCGAGGACCGGAGAGCGGUGGAGGCCCGGACUGCAGCAGCGGCGGGGCCACCUCCCAGCAUCCCCACCCUAGGAGGUUGCAUGCGGAUUGAAGAGCGGCGCCUGGGGGCUGGGCCGGCCCCGCUGAUCCGGACCUAGGGAGGACAGCAGGACCGCCCAGGCUGACAGGGGGCCGAGGGAGCAGGAAGGACAGAGCAGCAAGAUGGCCAGUAAAACCAAGGCCAGCGAGGCCCUGAAGGUGGUGGCCCGGUGCCGCCCCCUCAGCCGGAAGGAGGAGGCUGCGGGUCACGAGCAGAUCCUGACCAUGGACGUGAAACUGGGCCAGGUGACCCUGCAGAACCCCCGCGCUGCCCCCGGGGAGCUGCCCAAGACCUUCACCUUUGAUGCCGUGUAUGAUGCCAGCUCCAAGCAGGCAGACUUAUAUGAUGAAACCGUGCGGCCCCUGGUAGACUCCGUGCUUCAGGGUUUCAAUGGCACGGUGUUUGCCUAUGGCCAGACUGGCACUGGCAAGACCUACACAAUGCAGGGAACCUGGGUGGAGCCCGAGCAGCGCGGGGUCAUCCCCAAUGCCUUUGAGCACAUCUUCACCCACAUCUCGCGCUCCCAGAACCAGCAGUAUCUCGUCCGGGCCUCCUACCUGGAAAUCUACCAGGAGGAGAUUCGAGACCUGCUCUCCAAGGAGCCCGGCAAGAGGCUGGAGCUGAAGGAGAACCCUGAGACUGGUGUCUACAUCAAGGACCUCUCCUCCUUCGUCACCAAGAAUGUCAAGGAGAUUGAGCAUGUGAUGAACCUAGGGAACCAGACCCGGGCAGUGGGCAGCACACACAUGAAUGAGGUCAGCUCCCGCUCCCAUGCCAUCUUCGUCAUCACGGUGGAGUGCAGUGAGCGUGGCUUGGACGGCCAGGACCACAUCCGUGUGGGCAAGCUCAACCUGGUGGACCUGGCUGGCAGUGAGAGGCAGAAUAAGGCAGGCCCCAACACAGCUGGAGGGACAGCCACACAGUCUACGGGUAGUGGCAGUGGUGGAGGCAGCAGUGGUGGUGGUGGUGGAGAGAGGCCUAAGGAAGCCUCCAAAAUCAACCUCUCACUGUCUGCCCUGGGCAAUGUGAUCGCUGCUCUGGCGGGCAACAGGAGCACCCACAUCCCCUACCGGGACUCCAAGCUGACCCGGCUGCUCCAGGACUCUCUGGGAGGGAACGCCAAGACCAUCAUGGUGGCCACCCUGGGGCCAGCUUCUCACAGCUAUGACGAGAGCCUUUCCACUCUGCGUUUCGCCAACCGGGCCAAGAACAUCAAGAACAAGCCCCGGGUGAAUGAGGACCCCAAGGACACGCUGCUGCGGGAAUUCCAGGAGGAGAUCGCCCGCCUGAAGGCCCAGCUGGAGAAGAGGGGGAUGCUGGGAAAACGGCUCCGGAGGAAGAGCAGCCGUAGGAAGAAGGCUGUGUCUGCUCCGGCCGGGUACCCUGAGGGGCCAGUGAUUGAGGCCUGGGUGGCUGAAGAGGAGGAUGACAACAACAACAACCACCGCCCGCCGCAGCCCAUCCUGGAGUCAGCCUUGGAUAAGAACAUGGAGAAUUACCUGCAGGAGCAGAAGGAGCGGCUGGAGGAGGAGAAGGCGGCCAUCCAGGAUGACCGCAGCCUGGUGAGCGAGGAGAAGCAGAAGCUGCUAGAAGAGAAGGAGAAGAUGCUGGAAGACCUGCGGCGGGAGCAGCAGGCCACAGAGCUGCUCGCAGCCAAGUACAAGGCCAUGGAAAGCAAGCUGCUCAUUGGGGGCAGAAACAUCAUGGAUCACACCAAUGAGCAGCAGAAGAUGUUGGAACUGAAGAGGCAGGAGAUUGCGGAGCAGAAACGCCGUGAGCGGGAAAUGCAGCAGGAGAUGCUGCUCCGAGAUGAGGAGACCAUGGAGCUCCGGGGCACCUACACGUCCCUGCAGCAGGAGGUGGAGGUCAAGACCAAGAAACUCAAGAAGCUCUACGCCAAGCUGCAGGCGGUGAAGGCGGAGAUCCAGGACCAGCAUGAUGAGUACAUCCGCGUGCGGCAGGACCUGGAGGAGGCGCAGAAUGAGCAGACCCGGGAACUCAAGCUCAAGUACCUAAUCAUCGAGAACUUCAUUCCCCCUGAGGAGAAGAACAAGAUCAUGAACCGGCUUUUCCUGGACUGUGAGGAGGAGCAGUGGAAGUUCCAGCCACUCGUGUCAGCUGGAGCCCCUUAGGUACAGUUUGUGUCCAUUGGCUGAGUGUGCAGCUCCCUCUGCUGGUGGCCAUGAAGAAGACGACCAGCCAUUCAAGCCCAACAGAGUGACUGCCUCACCCAGCAGGACCUCUCUGUCCCUUAACUGAAAAUCUGUAUACAGAGGUGUUUAGGAGGCCAGAUACCUGUGCCUUCCCCAGAGAUUCUUUGCUCUCUCUAUCCUAGGAAGGUAGAGCAGGAGUCUUCCCAAAGCUGGGGUGGGAAGCUAGCUGUGGAGGUCCACAGCUUCUUACUGGAACAUCAGAUGCCAACUUAAUCUGUCUACUUUUUGAAAGGCUGAUCCUAGCCAAGGUGACACUACACAGACUUGUAAGUGGCAAGUUGAUGAGUAAAAGACUUUUCAGUGGUGUCACCUUGGACUUACAAUCCACCUUUCCCAUCUAGGUAGAGACCUGCGGUAGUAUAGCGUCUAAUGUAGAGAGUCUCCACCCUGGCCACAGCUAGAAUCACCUGUCACUUUGGCUCCAGAGAGUCUGAUUUAAAGGGUCUUGGGUGGAUCCUAGGACUUAAUUUUUUUUUCCCAAAGCUUCCAGGUUUGCAAGCCAGGCUUGCAAACCACUACUCCAGUGCCCUCUGCUGGAGAGGGAUGCUGGUGAGACCUCUGCUCUGUAGAGUUGUUUUGCGCUUAGAAAAGUUCUUGAGUUGAAAGUUUGCAGGUGGAGGAAUUUCUUUACAUUGGAUAGAGAUGGGAUGAAAGAGGCUCUGAGAAGGCAUGUGGUUUUUUUUUUUUUAACAUUUUAUUUUGAAAAAGGAGAAUUGCAAGAAUAGUACAAAGAAUUCCCAUAUACCCUUCAGCAAAAUUCACCAAUUGUUAGUAUUUUGCCACAUCUUGCUUUAUUAAUUCCCCACUCCCAACCAUUUAAGUUACAGACAUCCUGACCCUUUACCUGUGUUUCCUAAGAAUGAGAACAUUCUCUUACGUAACCAUAGUACAAUGAUUAAAAUUCAGGAAAUUUUAUAUUGACACAAUACUAUUACAUAGGCAAAAUUCAAUUUUAGCCAGUCCUUUCUGGCAAUUUCCUUCCUCACCCCACCAACUGAGAUCAUACACUGCAUUUUCAUGCCUGUUUAGUCUCCUUUAAUCUGGAAAUGAGAAGGGAUCUUAAUUUGAGUUUUGCAGUUUUAUGCUUCAGAAGAGGUUGUUCAUUUCUCAAAACAUCGUCCCUGCAGUUUUGACUUGACUGCCUAAGCACACGAUCCAGACUUUAGAGCAUGGCGAGUGCUUUGCCUGAAGCUAAGAUGAGCUUUCUGCUUAAUGAUUAUGAAUUUCCAUUCUUUAUUUCUGUUUUUUUUGUUGUUGUUUACUUUCUUCCUUUUAAAUAACUUUUAAAUUAAAUAACCUUUUAAAUAACUUCUCUUUUUUUUUGCAAAAAUAAAAUGGUUUGCAUACACUGAAAAACUAUUCACAGAUUUUUAAAAUUAAAACAGCUGUCUUAAAAAAGCACACUUUAGGGCCGGCCCGUGGCUUAGUGGUUAAGUGUGCGCGCUCCGCUGCUGGCUGCCCGGGUUCGGAUCCGGGCGUGCACUGACGCACUGCUUCUCCGGCCAUGCUGAGGCCGCAUCCCACAUACAGCAACUAGAAAGAUGUGCAACUAUGACAUACAACUAUCUACUGGGGCUUU
Messenger RNA from Diceros bicornis minor, 4444 nucleotides. RefSeq names its product kinesin family member 3C (gene KIF3C). NCBI's taxonomy places the organism in Eukaryota, Metazoa, Chordata, Mammalia, Perissodactyla, Rhinocerotidae. Gene Ontology annotation, biological process: mitotic spindle assembly; microtubule-based movement. Bases 775 to 2784 code for a protein of 669 amino acids. The record is from RefSeq and is a predicted model, not a curated record. The transcript is spliced from 6 exons. Gene Ontology annotation, molecular function: microtubule binding; plus-end-directed microtubule motor activity; ATP binding. Gene Ontology annotation, cellular component: nucleus; spindle microtubule.